CUGUUCAUCUUUCUUUCCUCUUUUGCUUUUUCUCCUGUUUACUUACUAGCAGCAGUCUACUAAUACUAUUAUCAUUUAGCUUCCUAAUCUCAACACUGAAGAGUUGAUUAGGAUUAGGAUUAGAUUAGAUUGAUAAGAGAUGUUAUUGAGUUCUUCUUCUCAAUCAGUUAGAUCUUCUAAUUCGAAUUUAACAUUGAAUUCGAUCGAAACCAUUCAAAGUAGUCAUUCAUCUCAUUCAUCUCAUUCAUUCUCUAUCAUCAUCUUAGGUGGUUCUUAUGCUGGUUUACAUGCAUUAGAAUACUUUAUCAAUCAACUACUUCAUCAUCCAACUUAUCAUUCUUUAUCAUCAACUUCAAUCUUUAAUAUUCUUUUGAUCGAACGUAAUUCACAUUUUAACCAUAUCUAUUCGUUUCCUCGUCAUGGUGUACUUCAAGGUCAUAGUCAAAAAGCUUUCAUACCUUAUCAUACUUAUAUAAAUUAUUUAUUAUCUAAAUCAUCCGCUUCAAUUAAUCAUCAUCAUCAAUUUCAAAUCAUUCAAGCUGAAGUCAUUCAAAUUAAAUCUAAUCAUAUCAUCUUAAAUCAAUCGGUUCACUUAAACAACACUUCUCAUCCAACCCAUCAAAUUCAUUGGGAUUAUUUAAUCUAUGCACUUGGAUCACAUCUUCCACCUCCACUUAAAUUACCAACUCAUUCAGAUCGAUCUAAAUCAAAUGGAAUCGAUUUCUUAAACUUUCAACAAACUCAAAUUUCUAAAUCAAAUCGAAUCAUCAUCGUAGGUGGUGGUCCCUUAGGAAUCCAAUAUGCAACAGAUAUCUCUCAUCAUUAUCAACAAAAAGGUCAACCUAAAACGAUCACCUUGAUUCAUUCGAGGGCCACUUUCUUGCCCAAGUUCAAACCUCAAAUCGAUACCAGAAUCAAAUCUGUCUUGAAAGAGUUUGGGAUCCAAACCGUUUUAGGUGAACGAGUGAAUUUGAUUAAAUUGAAUCAAGAUUUAGUUUCACAAGCAGAAGGAAAAAUAGACGUGAUCAGGGUGGAAUCGAUACGUGAUUCGGAUCUGUAUUGGGAAGCUGAUUUAGUAUUAUUAUGUACAGGACAAACUCCUAAUACGUCAUUAAUGGCAGAGUUUUGUCCAUUAUCAGUUCCAGGAGGUCGAGGUUCGAAUCAAUACAUCACCACGAAUCGGUUCUUACAACUCUCACCUUCUUCAUUUGGUCCAUCACCUGUUCAGAUGGAAUUUGGUCAACCGAUCAGUUGUGAUUGUGCUCAAUCAAACGAAGAAAGAAAAAGUUUGGAUGAUCAAGUUGUUUGGAAAAAGGUCUUUGCUAUUGGGGAUUGUAUUGAGGGAUUUGGAGCUCUUAAGGCUGGUCAUACUGGUUGGAAUCAGGCUGAGGUGGCUGUGAGGAAUGUGUUGGGCUUGGUUGAUGGGCUCGUGAAUGGGUAUCAGAAGGAUUUGGAGGAGUAUGUAAUUAGUCCUCCUAUGAUUAGAUUAACUCUUGGUUUAGAUCGAGUCAUUUGUCAAUUACCAUCGGUUUCGAAUCCCAAAGAAAUUGAAGUGACUGAAAAAGUUUAUUCUGAAGAAGAAUCUGAGAUCAUGUGGAAGGUGAUGUGGAAAAAGAUGGGAUUUCAAGAAGAUGAAUUGAAAGAUGGUUGGGAUUGAUACUCAAACUCGACGGCAGAAGAAGAAGAAAAAAACUCUUUGAUUUAUUGCUGGCAUUUCUUUUUCUUUUGUGAAAAAAUCAAUUUAAUUUAAUUUCUCUCGUUCCUUUUUUACAUAAUUCUUGGUUUACUUUUGGUUUACUUUUGUUUGUUUGGCAUUCGUUCAAUGUUUAUAUAUUUUCGUCUCUUUAAUAUCUUAGAAUUUGUUUUUUUAUUUAUUUUGUUCGUUUGUGAUUUCUUUUUAUGUUUCUUUGUAAUUUCGCAUCUUAUCUUUUUUUUUAAAAAAGUAGUAUUUAUCUUAGUAACUAAUUAUGGUUUUUUAUAUAAUUGUGUUUUGAUUAGAAUAGAAUUGAUUAAUGUUGAACUGUGUGUUACUAAUUUGACAAAGUGAAUUAAGAUCCUA
This is a messenger RNA of Melampsora larici-populina 98AG31, 2059 nucleotides long. RefSeq lists its product as uncharacterized. Gene Ontology annotation, cellular component: cytoplasm. The coding region runs from base 140 to 1657 and encodes 505 amino acids. The transcript is spliced from 7 exons. The record is from RefSeq and is a predicted model, not a curated record. Gene Ontology annotation, molecular function: flavin adenine dinucleotide binding; electron-transferring-flavoprotein dehydrogenase activity. Lineage: Eukaryota; Fungi; Basidiomycota; Pucciniomycetes; Pucciniales; Melampsoraceae.